UAUUGCAAAUUAUGUAAGGCAGGAAAAGAAACAAUUAAACAUUAAUUGUGUGACAUGUAGGUACAGGGCACAAAGAAAAGCAUCAAAUGUCAGGAAUUAUAGGGCGAGAGGAAUUGGAAAAGAGGAAGGAAGAAGAAUAUUCACAUGAGUAAUGACAGUUGUUCCUGGUAUUAUUGACUAUUCAUAAACCAAGAAGCCUUGAGUUGAUAAGCAUGGAGGAGGAAAGAAAAGAAGUUAAAUUAAUGGGAAGGAACAUGUCUAAGAUGCCAUGCUUCCGAGAAACCUUCUUGUACAGUGUCAGCUCAGGUCUGGCAGCUGGCUUUCUGCACUUCAUGCUGACGUCAAGAAUCCAGAGAUCUGCAAACCUGGCAGUGGCAACCUAUGGAUGUGUGACUCUAGGAUAUUGGUUUUACUGCCGGUACAAUUACUCUGUGCAAAAGUUUAACAUAGGUCAGCUUGAAGCAGCUAUGCAGAAGCAAGCUUUGUAUGAAGGCACUGAAAUGGAGAAACAAAUAAAGAGGGAUGCAUGAAAUUAAUUUCUCAGGUACUAUUAUUUAUCACUUGCCUAUUACAUAAUAUGUAAUGUUGUACAUAGGGACUAGACAUAGGACUAAAUGUACAUAUCUUUUUGGUCUGUAUAAUCUGUAGAUAUUAAUUUCACAUGAAUUAAAAACAAUUGUUUUCAA
Molecule: messenger RNA, 686 nt
Organism: Portunus trituberculatus (swimming crab)
Lineage: Eukaryota; Metazoa; Arthropoda; Malacostraca; Decapoda; Portunidae
Gene: l(3)87Df
Product: cytochrome c oxidase assembly protein COX20, mitochondrial-like
Exons: 4
Coding region: 213-530 (105 amino acids)
Biological process (GO): mitochondrial respiratory chain complex IV assembly
Cellular component (GO): mitochondrion; mitochondrial inner membrane
Source: RefSeq, a predicted model, not a curated record